Messenger RNA from Suillus paluster, 2457 nucleotides. RefSeq lists its product as uncharacterized. The record is from RefSeq and is a predicted model, not a curated record. The transcript is spliced from 12 exons. Lineage: Eukaryota; Fungi; Basidiomycota; Agaricomycetes; Boletales; Suillaceae. Bases 1 to 2457 code for a protein of 818 amino acids.
AUGCCUCACUGUGGAUUCUGUACCAAGGAGAUGCCCACAUUGGGAGGUGUCAAAAAACAUAUUGCAGGACACCCUGAAUGCAGAAGGCAAUGGGAGCUGCUGGUUGAAAAUCAAAAUGACAUCGGCAUACCUAGUAUAGACACCAACACCAACACCGACUCUAAUGCCAACUUAUUUUCGCCACAUUGCUGCUCAUGCUCUGAGUCUUCCCAACCCAAUGCAGACAAUGCAACAGCACCAAAAAAUCGAUGGGUCACCAUUGAGGAGGAUGAAGAUGAGGACCACAGGCGAUAUUUCAAACAAUGUGCUGGCACUGGCCAAACAGUGCGUGAAGGACAAACCGGCUUUGAAAGGUUUCAACAGUAUAAGGAGGGUAAGGGCGAGGACGAAUGGGCCCCCUUUUGUGAUGCGGAGGAGUGGGGACUCGCCGAGUGGCUUGUUAGAAGCCUUGGCCAGACUCAAACAGACAAAUUUCUAAAAUUACCGAUAACACAAAACCAAAUGAAACCUUCAUUUCACAAUAACCGAUCUUUCCUCCAGAAAGUCGACAAGCUCCCACACAGAGCUGCCUGGAGCUGCAAAAAGGUUACCGUCCAGGGAAAUAAAACAGAUGAGAAGGGCCAGAUGUUGCAUGAAGACAUGAAACUGUGGAUGUGCAAUCCUGUGGAGUGCGUCAAAGACCUCAUUGGAAAUCCAUUGUUCCGCGAUCAUAUGGUGUAUGCACCUGCACGAGCAUACAAGGACCCCGCAGGACUUCACCGAGUAAUUGAUGACAUGUGGACGGCGGACUGGUGGUGUGACAAGCAAAAACAGUUGCCAAAAGGUGCGACCAUCGCACCGAUCAUUCUCUCGUCAGACAAAACAUGUCUGUCGCAAUUCCAAGGCGAUAAAUCAGCAUGGCCUGUGUACCUCUCCAUUGGCAACAUCGCAAAAGAGAAGAGGCGGCAAACAUCAGCGCAAGCAACAGUCCUUAUUGGAUACUUACCUGCAGGAAAGCUUGAUUGCUUUACAUCUGAUGCGCGCUCCCUUGCUGGUCGAAAUGGUGUUGAGAUGGUCUGCGCCGACUUGUUGAUCUGUCAAGUCUACCCCAUCCUUGCUGCUUAUGUAGCCGACUUUCCGGAGCAAUGUCUUGUGGUGUGUUGCAAAGAAAAUUGGUGUCCAAAGUGUUUGGUCACAGCAGAUGAACGAGGUGAUCCAUUGACUUCGCUGAUGUGGGACCCUGAGGUGACAAAAGAGGUAUUAGAGAAGCAGAAGAAUGGUCAGCAUCCAAUUCAAUUUGACGACAAUGGGCUACAUGCCAUCUACAAACCAUUCUGGGCUACUCUCCCUCACACCAAUAUUUUCCUUGCCUUCACGCCUGACCUCCUUCACCAGGUCCAUAAAGGCGUCUUCAAAGACCACUUAGUUAAGUGGUGUCUUGAAAUUGUUGGUGAAGAUGAAAUGGACGCAUGCUUCAAGGCAAUGACAGAUUAUCCUGGUCUUCGGCACUUCAAGAAAGGUAUUUCUACUGUGAGACAGUGGACAGGUACAGAACACAAAGAAAUGCAACAUGUUUUCAUUGGUCUACUCGCUGGUGCUGUCCCAAGUCAAGUCUUAGUGCUUCGAAUACAUACAAGUGAAUCCCUUGAUGGUCUGGAGAGUGCUCUUGCAGUGUUUCACGCCAAUAAGGAUAUCCUGCAGGAACUUGAAGUUCGCGAACACUUCAAUAUUCCUAAAUUACACCAAAUCUCGCACUUUGUUGAGUCAAUCAUACUAUUUGGUUCCACCGACGGUUUCAACACCGAGCUUCCGGAACAACUACACAUCAACUUCGCCAAAGAAGCCUAUCGUGCAAGUAACAAGCGCAACUAUGAGGAACAAAUGGCCUUAUGGCUUCAACGCCAGGAAGCAGUAUUCCUGCGUAGUUCUUACCUCAAUUGGUUAUAUGGCUUGGAAUUGGACUCGGACUCUGAGAUUGAAGACUUGCAAUCUGAGUCACGUGGUGCUGCCCCUACCAAUGCAAGUCCGACACGUCCCAUUGAUGUGGUCCAUGUUCUUGCCAAAACCCCUGCACACCCUCAACAGUCCAUCCAGCACCUUGUCGCCAUACACGGCGCAACUAUGUUUCUCCCAGCUCUUAAAUCUUUCCUGCACUCCCACAUGCCACACAAUACCAUUAUCCCUGGCCCACAUGACCAUUUCAAUUGGCGCAUUAGAGCGACGCCUGAAGUGCAGCCUGGUCCUGGCCACAAGCCCGGAUCCCCCGCUAGAUUCGACAUGGCGCUGAUAAGUGAUGGUGUUUGGAUGUCGAGUUUGCGGACAUUCGAAGGUGUGCGAGUUGCACAGUUUGGUACAUACUCCCGAGCACUGGCUUACAUCGAGUGGUUCACACCAUUUUGGGAGCCAGACCCCUCCUCUGGUCUGCGUCAAGUGUCACGUUCAACUCGAUGGGACCAUCUGUUGACCCCAGGUGGAUGA